This is a messenger RNA of Rhizophagus irregularis DAOM 181602=DAOM 197198, 301 nucleotides long. Lineage: Eukaryota; Fungi; Glomeromycota; Glomeromycetes; Glomerales; Glomeraceae. The record is from RefSeq and is a predicted model, not a curated record.
AAUGAGAAUGAAUUUUUUAAUAUUCCAUCUAUGGGAGCAACUAUAAAUUCAAGAUGGCGUCAAGCAAUGAAGUAUUGGGUAGGACCUUUGGGCUUAUACAUAGUAUUUUUAAUUAUAUUUUCAACACUUUCUCAGAUUUAUUUAAGUGAUAAUUUAAAUUAUGGCUUGAAUAUAACUAUGAUAGUGAUUUUUUAUUAUAUUGGAACAUAUCUGUUAUUAAUUGAGUUGAUGCAAAUGGUGAAAUAUAGAAGCAAAUAUUUUACAAUAUUCAAUAUGCUUGACCUGUGUAGCAUUUUUUUAG